Molecule: messenger RNA, 2152 nt
Organism: Polyodon spathula (Mississippi paddlefish)
Lineage: Eukaryota; Metazoa; Chordata; Actinopteri; Acipenseriformes; Polyodontidae
Product: spermatogenesis-associated protein 22
Exons: 8
Coding region: 612-1697 (361 amino acids)
Biological process (GO): gamete generation; meiotic DNA repair synthesis; homologous chromosome pairing at meiosis
Source: RefSeq, a predicted model, not a curated record
AAUAAUAUUUUCAUCAAAUUCUCAGAACACAAUCUAGCUAGCCUGAUUCUGUGUGCCGAAACGAAGGACUGUAAACAUUACUUUAUAUUGUAUGAAUCGGAAUAAAGAAGUACCUUCUCCUUCCUUCUCAAACACGUUGAUGCAGGUGUUCUGGGAUUAUUCUUCUAUGCACCCUAGCUCUAAAGAAUGCCCUGAAUAUGUUUUACUGUGCUAUGUCUUAUUAAAACUAAAUCCAGCAUGGUAACACGUGGAGAAAGCAUGUUUUAAGUCAUUGAUACGGCCUUUGUAUGUUUAAGAUGAUUGAAAAGCUGCAGUUUCGCGUUAGUUUUCAUAGCAUUGUGGUUGUAUUUAUUUAUUUAUUUAUCUCCCACUAAAGUUAAUGUCAGUUUACCGCAACAAUCUGCACACGUUGUUUGUUAAAACGUGAUCAUUUCACUGAACGAAAACUUCCGCUCAAGUUCAGCCGAACCUGUCGACGCGUUAGGUGACGUCAUUGCACGCGCACUGGCGAUUGUGGAUCUCGUGAGCGUGUGAAGCCCGAGAGUCAUGUUUGAGUUUUGAGAAAAGCGAGUAUAGUCUGUUAUACCACAGAAGAGGCAAUAGGUGAUACAAUGAAGAGAACUUUUAAUGAACAUCCAACAAGGACAACGGCAGGCUGCCUUCCUGUACAGUUGUUCAAUCAGAAGAAACGAAACCGACUACCAUUGACAUCAAAUCCCAUUGAGAAAGAAUUUCAUUCUAGCAAUGAAUGUUCAUCGGCCCACGGUUUUGGAUCUUCAUAUAUGCCAUCAGGAUUUCUCCAGACACAUUCACCAAGCAAUCGAGUGGGUACCGCACCAGCCAGUCAGUGGGCCAGCCUGGGAUAUCAGAGAGUGAAGUCUAAUGCAAGCAGUUCAGGAGGAGGCUUUGCACCAAUGGCAUAUCCAGGCAGAGCUAGAAACACUGGAUCAAACAUGGGGCAGCAAUCUUUCAGUUCAGGAAAUUGGCAAGAAACCAAACAAAGAAGUUUUCCUUCAACUAGUGGGAACACUCAGAGCAGAGUCAACACAGCCAGCACUUACAGACAAGCUGACACCCAAGAAUCUUUUCACAGACAGCAAAACCAGUCAGAACCCGUUCACCAGUCACCAGAGUUGCAGUGGCCCAGAUCUUCCACAUCAAGCUCUUCAACCACUGGAGUUCAGCCGCAGAGCUCUUCCUGGAAAUUUAAAUCUACUCCUCAGAUCAACCAGUUUAAAGAAGACAAUCCUAACAAUAGCUUUGAUGUGCCUCAGCCAAAGAAACCACCAGUAUCCAAGGUGAAACCUGCAGAAGAAAAAUCUCUACGUCUUGUGACCACUGUAGUGGCAGGCAUGAAGCGCUGGAGCCAAUACAGUGAUCGCGCUCCUUUCCUGUUUGAGGUUUCUGCUACACUAGAUUCGGCUGUUACUACUGGAAGUCACGGUGCAAAGACAUUUCUUUUAAGAGAUGGAAUGGAUGCUGUACAAUGUGUUUUUUAUGAAACUGACCGUGAACUUCCAAGACUAAUCAGAGGCCAGGUUCACAGAUGUGUAGGGAACUAUGAUAAGAAGAGAAACCAGCUAAAAUGUGUCUCAGUCAGGCCAGCAACAACUUUGGAACAAAGAAACUUUCCUGAAUCGGUUAAAGCCUCGGACAUGGAGAUGAGACAGUAUAUAAAAAUGUUGAAUGAAGUUUAACAAAUGACUCUGUAUAACUGCUAUGAGGAUAUUGUCAUUUAAGUUGAACUGCAUGUUUUCUUCACCAAGUAAGACAGCAGUAAGCAGUGCUGUAAAGAAGCCGUACCCUGAGACAUUCCAGUUUCAAAAUGUGCAUUUUAGCUUUUUUUUUUUUGUUAAUAUAAAAUUGGUAUUAUUAGUUUAUGUAUUAAUAUAUUGUAAUGUGAGGUUGAGUUUUCACUAACACUGAUGCAAAUUCUAAAGCUACUGUUCUGUGACAUUACAUACAUAUUAUAUAUUGUGUUCUACUGUACAUGAACAGCACACAUGUUAAUAUUUCGGUCAGGGAGACGCAUUUAAUUUCCAAUCCAUUUUUUCCCACCCAAAAAGUGUGAAAAGGAAGUGUUUUGCAUGUAUAUGUUUUCCAAUAAUAAAAUACUUUUUUAGUUGUUCUAAAAUGUGCAUGUUCUACAAUA